Alternaria rosae is the source of this 1317-nucleotide messenger RNA. RefSeq names its product short-chain dehydrogenase. The coding region runs from base 351 to 1127 and encodes 258 amino acids. NCBI's taxonomy places the organism in Eukaryota, Fungi, Ascomycota, Dothideomycetes, Pleosporales, Pleosporaceae. The transcript has a single exon. The record is from RefSeq and is a predicted model, not a curated record. Gene Ontology annotation, cellular component: membrane.
GGUCCUUGGUCAUGCUUGGUAAACGAGAGAUUUUGGACAGCGGUCAGAUCUUGCACAACAUUAGUAAAGCAUUAUGCCUCGUUGCACGGCGAGGUUUGCCUCCAACAAACUUCGAAUUCUGAGAAAGACUGUGCUGCACUGGUGUCGUAGUUGCCAACAGUCUGCGCAUUGGACCAAAUUCCACUACUGAAAUGGGGUCAUGACGUACACACGCCAUCAGCGACGGCGUCCUAGAUGCACGUCACCAGUAUCAUAGCGUUGAUCUAAUAAGCUCGCAAGAAAUCUUUGCUAUAGUUUUCUCAAUUGGAAAGUUCUAUUCAUCUUUCGGACCUCGCAUUCAUACCAUCAACAUGUCCACAAACUACGACUUCAAAACCGCCCUCGUCACCGGCGGUGGUGGCGGCAUCGGAAAGGCCCUUGCGCAACAGCUGAUAAAGGACGGGAAGAAAGUCAUCAUCGCCGGCCGGACAGAGUCAAAACUGCAGGAAGCCGCAAAAGAAAUCGGAGCAGCAGCUUACUACGUGCUUGAUACCGGAGACGUCAAGUCUAUCCCAGCUUUCAUCAAGAAGCUGGUUUCCGAGCACCCGGAUCUGGACUGUCUCGUCAACAAUGCCGGUGUGCAGCGACCGCUCGAUGUCAACGAAAUGGAUCCAGAAGAAUUUGGAAGCAAGGCCGACCAGGAAAUCGACAUCAACCAACGUGGGCCCAUGCACCUCACAUUGCACCUGCUCGCGCACUUUAAAUCCAAGCCAAUGGCACUCGUCGUCAACGUAUCUUCCGUCCUUGGCUUUGUCCCGUUUUCCCUCGUCAACCCCGUAUACUGCGGUACCAAAGCAUGGCUGCAUUUCUGGUCGAUGAAUCUACGCGCUCAAUUAAAGGAUACCAAGAUCAAGGUCGUUGAGAUUGCACCGCCGACUGUAGCGACGGAUCUACAUCGUGAAAGGAAGGAUCCUGACGACAACAAGAAGGAGAAGAACCAAGCUGCGUUGAGCGUAGAGGAGUUUACGGAGGAGACGAUAGGGAAGUGGAAGAAAGGAGACGAGAUGAUCGCUGCGGGUCCUGCGAAUAAGAUUGUGGAUACUUGGCAGGAGAAUAUGGGACCGAUCUUCCAGAGCAUGGCUAAAUAAUCGUGGCUCCCCGAUGGAUUGAUGUUUAGUCAAUGGAUUUGUGCUUUGUUCUGAAGUGACCUCGGGAUGAUAGGCACGCCCGCGAUCAACUCCAAGCGGCUAGCGUGAUAUAAUGACCCCCAACCUCAGACGUGAUGCCAGCCACCCGAGUUUCAAAGGCGCGCCGAAAAAGUAACACAACAAAUUCUCU